GAGAAUCAUGUGUUCUCUCAGUAACGUCGCGGCACUCGUCUUGAGCUCAUCCGCGCUAAUCUAGAAUCACUAACUUCCAUAAUUUUGUGUACCUCACGCUGGAAGAAAAAAAAUUAUCCAAAAAUUCAUCAAGUCCCACCCUCACACGUCUCCCAAUCCCGACGAGACCUUGAAACGUCGGAAGUGCCAGAGUAAAAAAAAAAAUCAGGGAGACCCAGUGCUCCCGAAAAAAAAAAAUCUAGAACAUUCAACGUUUGAAAACGAAAGAGAAAAAAAAAACGUGUUUUAUCGAAUUUCUACGAGUGAUCAAGUGCAAUUCAAAUUGUUCCGGCUACAUUGAGCCCUCAGUGGUGGGAAAAAUUUGAACAAAAAAAUGAGAUUUAUGUGUACACGAUGGUAGAAUCACUGAGUGAGAGGGAGAUGAGGAUAAUAAAAGUCAAAUAGAGAGUAAAGUGCGUCGUCGAUCGUUCGACUACGGGGCGUCCGUGUCUCUCUGUGUCUGUGUCUUUUUUUUUUUUUUUGGUUUAACCCGAGAACAAAAAAAAAUUUUGAGCAUUCAUUUCCGCACAUGUGUACGCCUUAAAAGAGCUAAAAAUAAAUGUAGAAAACGUCACCAUAUUAUGCUGAAUUAAUUGAAAAAAUUUUCCAAUAAUAAUUUUAGAUUAGAAUUUUUGUUUACUGGUGUUUUUUUAUUUGUGAAGUUUCAUUCUCAGUGAUUAUGACCGAGGAUAAUUGAAUGGUCUUAAUACGCUUGGGAUUACCAUGCUAGCUGUGGCCACGAGUUCCAGGUGGCCGCAGUCAGACGCUCAUUCAGAUGCACCAAAAUACUGUUCUCAAUAUGACAGAAAAAUAGAAGUGAAAAUACAAGCAUCUUCUCAUCGAUGCCAAUUUGCCAUGUUUAGGUGAGCGGGGAGGUAGGCGCUGACCGGUGGCGGCGGCGGCCAUGCGCCCCGGCCCGCCAUCAUCGAGCCGUCGCAGGCCUGCCCGUCGCCAGCAACACCAGCAUCCGUACAACAGAACAAGUAAUCGUCAUCAUCACCAUCGGAUUCUAGGCGAUAUUGAUAGCACUGAAACGUGGGCGAUCUUGUUUCUACUGCUACUCGUGUCGGGUCCCUGUCUCGCACUUAUUGAGACAUCACACAAUCAAACGGAUCAUUUGGAAUCUAGAACAAUUGAUCUCCAAGGAACGAAUAAAUCAUUGGUAUUGGAUCGUGUCGAUAAAAAGCCAAGAAAUUUAACUAUCGGAUAUUUAACGGCUAUUAAAGGUGGUCUCAAGGAUAGACAGGGACUCGCUAUAUCUGGGGCUAUAUCGAUGGCGCUUGAUGAGAUUAAUAAUGAUCCAAAUAUACUGCCGGACGUGAGGCUGGUGAUGCGGUGGAACGACACUCGGGGUGAGACUGUUGAUGCUACAAGAGCAAUGGUCGACAUGAUUUGCGACGGUGUUGCUGCAUUUUUUGGACCGGAAGGCUCGUGCUACGUCGAGGCAAUUGUAGCACAAUCGAGAAAUAUACCGAUGAUCAGUUAUAAAUGCUCCGACUACAAAGCCUCGAAAGUGCCAACAUUCGCCCGGACCGAGCCACCCGAAACACAGGUAACCAAGUCACUGAUAGCCCUACUGUUGCAUUACGGUUGGAACAAAUUCACGAUAAUAACCGAGAGUGCGUGGACAACAGUGGCAAAAUCCCUGGAGAAUCAGGCUACCAAGAACAACCUCACGGUGAAUCACUACAAAACCGUUGAAGAUCGUCACACAUGUUGCGAGGAUCGUUUGCCCUGUUGUCACGCUGGGGUUUGGUUCCAGUUGAUACAAGACACCAAGAAUAUGACACGUAUAUAUAUAUUUCUCGGUACACCAUUAUCAUUAAUUGAACUUAUGGCGGCAAUGCAGAAUCAGAGAUUACUUGAUAAUGGUGAAUACAUGGUUAUUUACGUUGAUAUGAUGACAUAUUCGCCUAAAGAGGCGGAAAAGUACUUAUGGAGGCCAGAUGAUUAUGAUAAAGGACAAAGUUGCCUGGAGACAAAGGAUUUUCUCAAACGUGCUAGAUCACUAAUGGUUGUUGCAUCUAGUCCACCCAACCAGAGUUACGAAGAAUUCACUAAAAAAGUGAGGGAUUACACGUCUAAAGAGCCAUUCACUUUUCCAGUACCUGAUUUACUGAUGAAAUACGAGAAGUACGUGUCUAUUCACGCCGCUUAUCUGUAUGAUUCGGUGAAGCUUUAUGCUACCGCAUUGGAUCAACUGAUUCGUCAACAGCCUGAGAGCAGUCUUGAGGAAAUUGUUAGCAAUGGAACGCUCAUUAUUGAGACUAUUAUCAAGAGACAUACGUAUCAGAGCGUGGGUGGACAAACGAUUAAACUGGAUAAAGCAGGUGACUCAGAGGGAAAUUUUUCAGUACUAGCUCUGAAGAAAGACCCCUUAGCCCGGGGAAAUUUCCUCUGUGAAUUUCAAAUGAAGCCAGUUGGGCAAUUUCAACAGGGUGAAACUCUAAUGUACAGGCCAUCUGAGUCCAUGGAAUGGCCGGGAAAAAAUAAACCAGAGGCUGAGCCGGGCUGUGGAUUUUUGAAUGAACACUGUCCCAAAGAUGAUACACAUCUACGUAGUAUCGUUGCCGCGGGUAUUCUUGCUGUUCUACUAUUUUGCGCUGCUGUUAUCACCAUGAGUAUUUACAGAAGAUGGAAAAUUGAACAGGAAAUUGAGGGUCUACUUUGGAAAAUAGAUCCUAGUGAAAUUCAUGGAUAUCCACAUUUGGAUAAUCUCAUGUCAUCACCUAGUAAAUUAAGUUUAGUUAGCGCAAUGUCAUACGAGUCAAGAUGCGGUGGCCAAGUUUUCGCCCAGACUGGUCAUUACCACGGUGUUGUAGUGCGAAUAAAAGAACUCAAAUUUUCUAAAAAAAAAGAUAUAUCACGCGAUGUAAUGAAGGAGAUGAGAAUUCUACGGGAAAUAAGGCAUGGAAAUCUCAAUUCUUUCAUCGGUGCGUGUGUCGAGCCCAUGAGGAUACUAUUAAUUACCGAUUAUUGUGCCAAAGGAAGUCUUUAUGACAUAAUUGAAAAUGAGGACAUAAAAUUAGACGAUAUGUUCAUUGCGUCAUUAGUUCAUGAUCUCAUUAAGGGUAUGCUGUAUAUUCAUGAAUCUUCAGUGCUAGUCUGUCAUGGUAAUCUCAAAUCGUCAAAUUGUGUUGUAACAUCACGAUGGGUACUGCAAGUGUCUGAUUUUGGUCUUCACGAUAUGAGACACUGCGCCGAGUCGGACAGUAUCGGUGAACAUCAGUAUUUUCGAAAUCUGUUCUGGAAGGCGCCAGAGUUGCUGAGGAGCUCCACCGCCCCAAUAAGGGGUACCCAAGAGGGUGACAUUUAUUCAUUCGCCAUAAUUCUCUUCGAGAUAAUAGGGAGAAAGGGUCCCUAUGGUGGAGUCGACCUAGAGCCCAAAGAAAUAAUUGAGCGCGUGAAGCGAUACCCGGAGGACGGUGAACCACCCUUUCGUCCAAACAUCGACGUUCUGUCUGAAUCAGAGACUGAUUGUGCUGAUUAUAUCCUAAGUACGAUAACUGAUUGCUGGUCAGAGAGCCCAGAGUUGAGGCCAGACUUCAAAAUGAUAAGAAGCAGACUUGCCAAAAUGAAGGCUGGUAGACAUAGAAAUAUUAUGGAUCAGAUGAUGGAUAUGAUGGAGAAGUAUGCCAAUAAUCUCGAGGAUCUAGUCAGUGAGCGCACGCGCCUUCUCUUCGAGGAAAAACAGAAAACUGAGGAUUUGUUGCAUCGAAUGCUACCAGAGCCUGUGGCUAAUUGCCUAACGAAUGGAAUUGGUGUGGAGCCAGAAGCAUUCGAUCUAGUGACAAUAUACUUCAGCGAUAUCGUGGGAUUCACAGCAAUGUCUGCUGAGAGUACACCUUUUCAGGUUGUUAAUUUUCUCAACGAUCUUUACACGAUUUUCGAUCGGAUAAUCAAGGGGUACGAUGUCUACAAGGUUGAGACCAUAGGGGAUGCCUACAUGGUGGUAUCAGGAUUGCCAUUGAAAAAUGGUAACAGACAUGCUGGUGAGAUAGCUUCAAUGUCCCUCGAGCUUCUGAACGCGGUGAAACAGCAUACGAUAGCCCACAGACCACAAGAGACUCUAAAACUUCGAAUAGGAAUUCAUACAGGCCCAGUUGUGGCUGGUGUUGUUGGCCUGACAAUGCCCCGAUACUGUCUCUUCGGUGACACUGUUAAUACAGCAUCAAGAAUGGAAUCUAAUGGAGAAGCUCUGAGAAUUCACAUAAGUGCCCAGUGCAAAGAAGCCCUGGACAAAAUUGGUGGUUAUAUUAUCGAGGAGAGAGGACUGGUCCAUAUGAAGGGAAAGGGAGACGUCAAGACUUAUUGGCUUGUUGGGGCUAAUGAAAAAGCGAUUCAAAAGAGAGAUGUGGACGUGGGUGAUCUCGCUCCACUUUUCUGCCGACCCCGUCGAAGCCCGAAAUUGAAUCCGGACUCCCGUCAAGCAUCCCUCUUGGGAGGUCUCGGUGCGGGUUCACGACGUACGAGUGCCGUACCCCGACCGAGCCCCGACGACUCAGCCUCCCAAUGUGGUAACACCAGCCCAGUACCCCGCCACCUACGACUCGGAAAACUGGAGCGAAAUCCCCUCUUUCUCAUUGACAGCCUCUCAAAAACUACCCUGGACAAUUUAACAGUUAGCGAGGAGGCUGAAAUAAGAGCUGCAAACAUAAAACUAGCCCUUGACGAUCUCUUCCUCGAGGGACAACCAAAGUUGAAUAAAAACGCUAGAGUAUUGUCGACAAUUGCCUCAUCCUCGACGACCUCUGACUACCCCUCGACAAUAAUUCGUGAGUCCAAAUCACUGGAUCCAUUCCCCAGUGAUUUUAAUCAGGAAUCUUCACACUUGGGAUGGAAAGAACCGAAGAAGAGCUUUCGAUCACUAGAGAAUUGUGAGAAAUUCAGUAGUUCGAAGGAACAUCUGACGAGUCUCAACAACAAUUAUCCCAAUGGGGAUGUCAUUCACAAGGAGAACUUUCAGGAGGAAGUGGAUAUUCCCCUUCUGGGUAAUGAUGAAACGGGGACGAGUGAGGGGGAGGGAUUAGGGAGUGUGAAGAGGUGGAGAUCCUUGGAUCACAUGGUGACGAAUGUCAGUGGGGAUGGGGUGCCCGAUAAGAAGAGCUCGGCGAGAAAUUCCAUAAGAAGUUGGUUGGUUAAUUUGUUCAAUGGAAAUGGACUGAGAAGCAGCGAAGUAUCGAUAAGGAGGGGUGUCAUUGCUGGGUAUGAACUGCAGGGUGAGAGGGAGAGUAUCGUUUGAAGAGAAGUCAAGAGAUAAAAGGGCUUCAUAAUUUUUGAGAAUUAUUCUGAGAGGAUUAGGACUUUGAAAUUAGAAGAAUCAAGAUGCGAGAAUGACCUGAUAAAUUUACACUUCGAGGUGGGAAAAAUCUUCCCAACUUUGGGGGAGAAUAUUACUGAUCAAGGGUGCCAGUUGUGAUGGGUGUUACGACAGUGGAGGAACGAUAAGAGCAUCACUAACAAAUAAUUAAAUUCUUAUGUUGCCAUUUUUUACUCGGGUAAUUUUCAUUGCAUGUGAAUCGUGAUUAAUUGACAAGAAUAUUUAUUGAUGAAUUUGAAUGUUUAGAAAGCUCCUUAGAAGAUUCGACAGAUAUUUAUUAAUACGGAGUGAGAUGAAACGUGAAUAAUCGGUGGUGAAGUGGUGGAGAAGAAGGAAUUCAAUUUUUUACGGGUUCUCAAAUGUUUAAUUUUCGCAGAAAUUUAAUUUUCUGUGGAAGAAUUCCGUUGAUAUUUUUUCUUCAAGCUAAUGGUAUGCGAGAUAAUUGUAAUACUGACGAAAAUAAUUUUCUUGAAACGUGAAUUAUCUCGACAAUCACUGGUUUCAAGAAAAAAAAAAAUGUCAAGGUCUGUUGAGGGUUCCAUUGAAGCACUUGUCCUCGAGAUGAAUGGGCCAUUAAUAAGAAUGAAAAUUGUGUCAGACAGUUCCACAAAUCAUUGGAAUAAUUCAACGAGUUUGUUUUACCCCUUUACCACUGAAAUAUCGAAUGAAAAUAGAGUGACAGUGGAAUGUCCAAGAUGACUAAUCCAUUGCACUGAAAAUUUCCCGAAAUUUAUUGUUUUUAUCGAGGAACAACGAUUAGUUAAGUGCAAUUUUUAUGUACAUGAUUUACAGUUACCGAAAGUGUAUAGUUCCAUUCAACCCUAUAUUUUUGUUUAAUUUUUUAUCGAAAGUAUGUGACACGGGUCGUUUAUGUUUCAUUUAGCCCUGCCCAAAGUUUCAACUUUUCAUUUGAUCGAAAUCUCUCAAUAAACGAGAAAUAUCGGGUUGUGAGUCACGGAAUCAAAAUUAUUUUUUUUCUAUAAACUCUUUGAGAUAAAACUAUAGCAAAUUCAUAAGAAUAAUUUCCAAUAUUUUAGUCAUUCGAAAGAAUAUUCAAACUCUGAUGAAAAUAUUGAAGUCGACAUAGUGUUCUUUUUUUUGUUGAUUAUCAGUUAUCAUCACACAAAUACUUCUGUUUAUUUUUGUUCACUGAAGGAAAGCAAAUUCUUCGUAUGGCUGUGAAAAGUGAACUAUAAUUUGUACCUAAGGUGCUUAGUUUAAUAAAAAAAAAAUCAUGGAAAACCGAUAAAAAAAUUAUGUCUAAAAUAUUCCUAAGUAACUAAUUAUAAUGAAAAUUUACAAAUAUAGAUACGUAAGCUUGUAAAGAUUAAGAACAAAAGAACCGACGUCAACUGUAUAUAAAUUGAAUAAUAAUAUAUCGAUGUAAAGAUAAUUGUGUAAAUUUAAAGAAAAAAAAAGAUAAGAAAAAACUGACGUGAAAGACAAAA
Messenger RNA from Diachasmimorpha longicaudata, 6807 nucleotides. Its product is annotated as receptor-type guanylate cyclase Gyc76C-like. The coding region runs from base 944 to 5281 and encodes 1445 amino acids. The transcript has 15 exons. Gene Ontology annotation, biological process: intracellular signal transduction; receptor guanylyl cyclase signaling pathway; cGMP biosynthetic process. The record is from RefSeq and is a predicted model, not a curated record. Lineage: Eukaryota; Metazoa; Arthropoda; Insecta; Hymenoptera; Braconidae. Gene Ontology annotation, cellular component: plasma membrane. Gene Ontology annotation, molecular function: ATP binding; protein kinase activity; guanylate cyclase activity.